Drosophila nasuta is the source of this 3226-nucleotide messenger RNA. It is a transcript of the gene Mtmr6, whose product is annotated as Myotubularin related protein 6. Gene Ontology annotation, molecular function: phosphatidylinositol-3-phosphate phosphatase activity; metal ion binding; phosphatidylinositol-3,5-bisphosphate phosphatase activity. The coding region runs from base 383 to 2677 and encodes 764 amino acids. Gene Ontology annotation, cellular component: cytoplasm. The transcript has 10 exons. Lineage: Eukaryota; Metazoa; Arthropoda; Insecta; Diptera; Drosophilidae. Gene Ontology annotation, biological process: phosphatidylinositol dephosphorylation. The record is from RefSeq and is a predicted model, not a curated record.
AGUGGCGCUUCUAUUUUUGGUUCUUUGCCAAGUUGAUAGCACCUACAACAGCAACAACACGCUUCGGUUGUGCGUGGAGGGGCGGUGACAGCCACCAAUAACAAAGUAGCAUACAUAAAUAAAUAUGUAGGGUUAUUGGAAUAGUGGACGAAGCGAAAAGUGAAAGUAUAAACGAACCCCCACCCACCGUGCCCUUUUUGGACAAGGCAUUCACGUGAUUUGAUUUAAAGCUAAACCGAAGCUGUUCGUAAUUUGUUUGUUGUUUGUGGGGGAACUCCUGCUGUUUUGGCAUUUAAUUUAAAAUCAAUAAACGCUUAGCGAGUUUACCGAGUGCAAACACAACAAAUAGCAGCACUUUUAGCAUCCGUCAACCUGAGUGACAAUGGAUUUCACCAGAUUCAUGAAUAAAUUCAACGAAAUCGAACGCCAGCUGUCGCCUACAUCGGCGCUCCGCCUGAGCUUCGAUAAUAUAUCGCCGGAGAGCGAAGAGCCGCCGACGGAUGGCAAACGAUUGUGGGGAAUGCCAGUGCCGCCCUUUGUCUCCGAUAAGGUCGUCUCCUGGAUCGAAGAAGAGUUCAACGAGGCGCCCGUCUACUACAACGGCAACUGUGUCCUCAAAAAAGGUAAAGCCCCCGUGGAAAAUGUACGCAUGAUUGAUCGCUACAACACCAAAAAUCCGACAGUUGGCACUCUAUAUCUGACGGCCACACAUUUGAUAUUCGUGGAGCCCGACAGUAACAAGGAGACCUGGAUUCUACACAUGCACGUUGCCAGCAUUGAGAAGCUGCCACUGAGCACCACUGGUUCACCACUUUUGAUACGCUGCAAGACAUUUCUGUCGGUGACAUUCGUCAUACCCAAGGACUCGGAAUGCCAUGAUGUCUACACUUCGCUUUUGAAACUCUUUCAACCGGUUUCCAUCAACAAGUUGUACUGCUUCAAUUAUCAGCCGGCCAAGGAUGACUUCCCCAAGAAUGCGGGCUGGGAUUUCUUUAAGCUCGAUGCUGAAUUCAAGCACAUGCUGGUGCCAAAUGACAAUUGGACCCUAUGCUCCAUGAAUGAGAAGUACGAGCUGUGCGACACGUAUCCGCGACAGAUCUAUGUGCCCAAGGAAGCCACCACAUUGAUGCUCAUCAGCAGCUCGCGUUUUCGCUCCAAGGGCCGCCUGCCUGCUUUGACUUAUUUGCACAACAAUAAGGCAUCCAUAUGUCGCUGCAGCCAGCCGCUGUCGGGAUUCAGUGCUCGCUGUCUGGAGGAUGAGCAAAUGCUGGAGGCCAUUCGCAAGACAAACACAAACACCGACUACAUGUAUGUGGUGGAUACCCGGCCACGCAUCAAUGCCAUGGCCAAUCGUGCUGCGGGCAAAGGCUACGAGAACGAGGCCUUUUAUGAGAACAUCAAAUUCCAUUUCCUUGGCAUUGAGAACAUUCAUGUUCAGCGCGCCAGUCUGCAAAAGGUGCUGGAGGCUUGUGAACAGAAAUCGCCCACGAUGAGUGCUUUCCUUAAUGCCCUGGAGUCAUCUGGCUGGCUCAAACACAUUCGCUCCAUAUUGGACACGUCGAGCUUUAUUGCCAAUGCUGUGGACAAAGGGGUUUCGGUGGUUGUGCACUGCUCCGAUGGCUGGGAUCGAACCGCCCAAGUUUGCUCGCUGGCACAGCUCAUGCUGAAUCCGUACUAUCGCACAAUUAAGGGCUUUCAGGCUCUCAUCGAGAAGGAUUGGUUGGCCUUUGGCCACAAGUUCAGCGAACGUUGUGGCCAUAUUCAGACGGAUGCGCGUGAAGUUUCGCCGAUAUUCACACAGUUCCUGGACUGCACCUGGCAACUGAUGUCACAGCGCAGCGAGUCCUUUGAAUUCAAUGAACGUUUCCUUCUCAUACUGCAUGAUCACGUGCACUCGUGUCAGUUUGGCACUUUCGUGGGCAACUGUGAAAAGGAUCGCCUCGAUCUGAAGCUAGCUGAACGCACAUUCUCGCUGUGGGGCUAUAUGUCUAAUCACUUGAACGAGUAUAUCAAUCCGCUGUACAAACCCAACGUUGAUGAGUCCAUCAAAGCCAAUCUGGCGCCGCAAUGCAUCAAAUUCUGGCGUGGCAUGUACAGUCGAUUUGAGAGCGGUAUUCAUCCACGGGAACCAUUGGGUGAUUUACUACUGGACAGCAAGGAGCACAGCAACUCUCUAGAGGAUCAUGUGCAGCACCUGACAAAGCGUAUUGCAAGCUUCAAGAAUUACAUUUCCAAGUCGGCUAAGAAGCUGCAAGACGCCACUACAGCUAAUCCCAAAGCAAGCAAGGAGCCUGCCUCCAACGAAAUCAAUGACAACAAAUACAACUACGACAAGAAGCUAAGCGAGUUGUCAGCAGCUGACGAUGAUCAUCCGCUAAAGGCGACCAAUAUGUCGUUUGCCAAUCUGUCGCUGAAUGCCGAGCAAACAAGCCCGCAAGCUUUGACAGAAGAGAUCUCCUCCGUUGCGGUCGAUUGGAAACCCAUGCGUAAUGUGACCUCCUGCUCCUGUUCCACGCCCUUCGAUCAAUUCAGCAAAAAGACCCAUUGCUUUCGCUGUGGCGACAUCUUCUGUGAGCGCUGCAUUGACAAGAACGUUGCACUACCCGGACAUGAUAGUGGCAAGGCGGUUCCCGUGUGCCGUGGCUGCUUCCGACAGAUGCAAAAGCAAAGUCCAUAAGCCCAAUUCUAAUAGUAUAAUCCUAGCUGUAAAUUGUUGAACAUAUGACAUGGAGUGAAUGAAGUGAAGUUUAGCGAAAGAGGAAGUGAAAGUGAGAGUGCGAUCAGAUUUGUUUUUGGGUGUGUUCCUGUGGCAUGAAAUACAUAUAUUACAUACAGAUAUGCAUAUAUAUAUACAUAUACAUAUAUUAUAAUAUAUUACAUUUAUUGUUGCAUUUGUAGUUGUAGCUGCUUAAAAGCACACUCGACCCAUCCCAACUAAGUUCUGUGUGCAUCUCUGUUGGCUUCCAUUGACACUGACAUGACCCACAACUGGUCCUAGUUAUAUGCAUAAGUCGGGCACAAAACUAUAAUUUUAAUUUUGUUAUUUUACAUUCUUCAAACGUUAUACAAAUGUACCAAAUUCCAAUACUGCUUCCAAUAUGAUUGGACUUGCAACUUUUAAAUUGAUUUUUAAUAGAGUUAGACUCGAAUACAUUAGAAAAUGAGAAAAAGAACAUUAAUUUCAAAAAACGAUUUCCUACUGUUAGCCAUUCCACAUUUAAAUGUG